Molecule: messenger RNA, 1257 nt
Organism: Tremella mesenterica DSM 1558
Lineage: Eukaryota; Fungi; Basidiomycota; Tremellomycetes; Tremellales; Tremellaceae
Exons: 1
Coding region: 309-1199 (296 amino acids)
Molecular function (GO): epoxide hydrolase activity
Source: RefSeq, a predicted model, not a curated record
UCCAUACUCUCCUCAUCCCCCUUGGAACCCUUUGAUGGUGUCGUCCAACGUGCCAACGUGCUGCUUUCUCUCAUAUUGGCGGACCAAUGCUGACCAAGCUACCUGAGACGUUAUGUACCUUCUGAAAGAGAUAUAAACCGUAAAAGUUGUACUCGAAAUCAUCCAGUCUCAACUCGCAUCACUUACUACUUGUCUCUUCACAAUCAGACCAAACCUUCAAACUCCCAACUUGUCGUUCAACUAUAUUCAAACCCACUCCCCACAUUUGUAACCUAUCUAUCAACCAAACCUGACCGCAUACCAAAACAAUGUCUUCCUUUCCCGUCUACCGCACUGUCAACCUUGAAAACGGUAUCAUCGUAUCUUACGUCGAAGCUGGUUCUACUUCCAACCCAACUUUACUUCUCGCUCAUGGUUUCCCUUCUCAUUCUUCUCAAUUCCGUAACUUGAUUCCUCUCCUCUCUGACAAGUACCAUAUCCUCGCUCCUGAUUUUCCAUUUUUCGGUCAUACCAUCGUCCCUUCUGGUAUUCCGGCAACAUUCGAAACUCUUACCAAAACACUUGGUUCUUUCCUAGAUGCACUUUCCAUCACUUCAUUCGCUGUUUACAUAUUCGAUUAUGGUGCACCUUCUUCUCUUCGUUUAGCUCUCGAACGACCUGAUGCUAUAAAAGCUUUGAUCACUCAAAACGGUAAUGCAUACCUCGAAGGAUUAGGUUCUUUUUGGGAUCCUCUUCGUACUCUUUGGUCGACUGAAGAAGGAACUGAAGAAUUUCAAAUUGCUGCUAAAGCAUUAGACGGGGUGUUCACUUUAGAAACCUCCAAAUGGCAAGUCACAGCUGGAGUUUCUUCAGAUCGUUUAGAAAGACUUAAUCCUGAUUUUUGGACAUUAGACACUUUACUCAAUCUCGCCACUCCAGAACAAAAGAAAAAUCAACUUUCGUUAUUCUACGAUUAUCGUAAAAACCUCGAUCUAUAUCCUCAAUUUCAGAAAUGGUUGGGGGAGAGUAAAGUACCGGUGUUGGUAGCUUGGGGAGGGGCGGAUCCUAUUUUCCCUAAAGAAGGUGGAGAAGCGUAUAUUCGUGAUUCACCCAAUGCGAAAAUCAACAUUAUCGAAGGUGGUGGACAUUUCUUAUUGGAAACUCAUUUGGAAGAAGUAGCGACGCUCAUCAAGGAUUUCCUCAAGGAUGUGAAGUUUUAGAAUAGAAGUUGGGAACUUAGAGGAUCGAGGUCGGGAAAUGAAAACACUAAAAGAUUAG